Rasamsonia emersonii CBS 393.64 is the source of this 1299-nucleotide messenger RNA. RefSeq names its product PP-loop ATPase superfamily protein. Bases 1 to 1299 code for a protein of 432 amino acids. The record is from RefSeq and is a predicted model, not a curated record. The transcript has a single exon. NCBI's taxonomy places the organism in Eukaryota, Fungi, Ascomycota, Eurotiomycetes, Eurotiales, Trichocomaceae. Gene Ontology annotation, biological process: tRNA wobble position uridine thiolation. Gene Ontology annotation, molecular function: tRNA binding. Gene Ontology annotation, cellular component: cytosolic tRNA wobble base thiouridylase complex; mitochondrion.
AUGCCUCCGACGCUGUGUUUCGCCUGCCAGACGGCCAGGGCGGUCAUUAUCCGGCCGAAGAACCGACACAAGCUCUGCAAGGCGUGCUUCCUGGAGAUCUUCGAGACCGAGAUCCACGAGACCAUCACCUCCGCGAAGCUCUUCUACCCGGGCGAACGGGUCGCGAUCGGGGCCAGCGGGGGCAAAGACAGCACGGUGCUGGCCUCGGUGCUCAAGACGCUGAAUGAGCGGUACAACUAUGGCCUGGAGCUGGUGCUGCUGUCCAUCGACGAGGGCAUCAAAGGGUACCGCGACGACAGUCUGGAGACGGUGAAGCGCAACGCGGUGCAGUACAACAUGCCGCUCGAGAUCGUCGGCUACGACGAGCUGUACGGAUGGACGAUGGACCAGGUGGUCGCGCAGGUCGGCAAGAAGAACAACUGCACCUACUGCGGCGUGUUUCGGCGGCAGGCGCUCGACCGCGGCGCCGCCCGUCUGGGCAUCAAGCAUGUCGUGACGGGCCACAACGCCGACGACGUGGCGGAAACGGUCAUGAUGAACCUGCUGCGCGGGGAUCUGCCCCGGCUGUCGCGAGGCACCAGCAUCGUCACGGACUCGGUGGCGACGGAGAUCAAGCGGAGCAAGCCGCUCAAGUACGCGUACGAGAAGGAGAUCGUGCUGUAUGCGCACCACAAGAAGCUGGACUACUUCAGCACCGAGUGCAUCUACUCCCCCGAGGCCUUCCGGGGUAGCGCCCGGACUUUGAUCAAGGACCUCGAGAAGAUCCGCCCCAGUUCCAUCCUCGAUAUCGUCAAGAGCGGAGAGGACCUGGCCCUUCUGGUUCCUCCGGAGAUCAGCAAUAGCGGGAAGCUUGUGCCGGCAUCGACAGAGGCAGACGACUACACAGCGGGAGGUUGUGGCAGUCAGAACGGCAGAUCCAGCGGGGGAGAGAUGGCGGAGAUGGAGAAGAAACUGGCGGAAGACGAGGCGGCGCAGAGUAGAGAGACAGAGAUCACUCUACCACGGGAGGACAUUUCUUCUUCUCCUUCCACUGCAGCCGUCCCUCUCAGGAAGAAGAACAACAAGAAGGCAGCUAGUCAACAGCCAACAAAGAAGAAACCACUGAAGCUGCAGACACUCCAGAAAUGCGAGCGAUGCGGAUACAUUUCGAGCCAGAAGAUCUGCAAAGCCUGCGAGCUUUUGGAGGGGCUGAACAAGAACCGACCCAAGACCGCCAUCGAAGUGGUUGGGGUCGAGGAAGAGGAGAGCAGCACGACGCUUAUGAGGCAGAUGGAGAGUGUUCAGUUGAGUAGUGGAUGA